Molecule: messenger RNA, 777 nt
Organism: Anisakis simplex (herring worm)
Lineage: Eukaryota; Metazoa; Nematoda; Chromadorea; Rhabditida; Anisakidae
Source: the annotation of a GenBank genome assembly
CUCCUCUAUCAUGUGUCGUUAUCGAUUGACGGCGAGGAUUCACAAGGCAUUAGUACAGUAUGGAAAUUUGAUGACCCUUAUGGCGCUAUGGUCGCUGAAAUAUCUGCUGACCACAUCCGUUGGGCUGUCCAAAGUAGAUCGUCUGGUUCAGAGGCACCGUGGCACGUCACGGUGCUCGAAGACAAGGCCUUCAAGGACGAUACAAGGCAGUAUAAAACGGUCAUACCAAGUGAAUUUGCCAAUGAAAUCGAAGUUCGUUUAUGCGUUUCGUGGCGUUCCAAUGUGAUCGUAUCACGCACCGUACGUCAGUCAAUAAUUGGGAUCGGUGGUCGCCCACACGCUCCAAAGCUGAUCGCACAACUGCAGAUCUCGUCGAACAGCUACGUGAUUUGCUGGAAUAGUCCCUUGCCACGUCUAUACAAAGUAUCGUUGUAUUCGCUGGACGGAAAACAAAUUUCCAGUGAUGAAACUACAAAUCAAUGUUAUUUGUUCACGAACAUUCCCACAGAAAACUGCUGUCGUGCUAAUAUUGGCUAUGCAACAUUCACUGAACCGUCCAUCGAUGUCGCAGUUAAACUUGAACUUGCAAAUACAAAUGAAGUGACGUUAGAGAGUCCUCCUCAGUUGGUGUUCACGAACGGAACUGCAAUUAUGAAAUUAUACGAUGUAGACGAUUAUGUGGUCCUAACCGACCCAAAGACAAUCGCCUACGACCCCGGUCCUGGAAGAACCAUUACAGGUACAGUGCUCAUCGUUGCUGCUAUUGCAGAGCUAUAG